Pleurotus ostreatus (oyster mushroom) is the source of this 2682-nucleotide messenger RNA. RefSeq lists its product as uncharacterized. Bases 1 to 2682 code for a protein of 893 amino acids. The transcript has 7 exons. Lineage: Eukaryota; Fungi; Basidiomycota; Agaricomycetes; Agaricales; Pleurotaceae. Gene Ontology annotation, cellular component: Golgi membrane; Ric1-Rgp1 guanyl-nucleotide exchange factor complex. Gene Ontology annotation, biological process: retrograde transport, endosome to Golgi. The record is from RefSeq and is a predicted model, not a curated record.
AUGGCAUCUACAACGGCCACGGACGCCGCCAUACAAGUGGUGGUGACACCCUCGCAGUCAUGUUACUUUGCUGGCGAACCGUUCACUGUGCGGAUUACAUUCACGAAUACACGAUCACCAGACGCCCCGCCUCCCCGAACUGCCUCAUCGCAUACGCACAAGCGGGCAGCACAUUCCAUUAGCUCUGCACCGCUGGCAAGACCGCCAACAUCACCAGGCACGCCGCGAGCCAUGAUUCCAUCCAUACCGUCUCAAAUGGGCAUGGGUGACGGCCCACCUUCGAGGCGAAAUUUAAUCGGAAAGUCGACAUCGGGCGAGAAGGAUAGCGUUUCAAAGGGUCAGUCGCGAUCAUUGUCUGUAGCCAUAGCUCCAUAUGAACUAGAGGAGCAGCUAAAGCGCACCGCCUCGACUCCGCACGCUCUGGCUAGAUCAUCAUCACUUCCGCUGGGACCAAACCAUCCCCAUGCUCGUAAACAAUCCGUGUUUGAUGGUCAAAAAAUUGCCACUCCUCUAUCACCCAGCGCUGCUGCCUCCACCUUCUCCCUCUCUCUUGAUCCAAUAUCCGAAUCCACUUCACCUUCGCCAUUAGCACAGACGCCGCUGGCAGCUUCCCCAUUAGUUCCAAGUGCAUCGCUCAACUUCCCAUUCACAAACCCGGCGGCCUCAGGUACACAUUCUUACCCACCUCGACGGCCUCCACAAAUAGGUCUAGGGAAACCGCCGAGACACGACCUUCAAGUGCCGCCGCGCACUACCACUUCGUCUUCAUUCCCUCAAACCAACACCGAACUUAUUCUCUAUUCAUAUGCCCAGCUCUCUGGCACUCUCCACGCUACACCUCUCCCAGGCACGACCCCAACCCCAGACCAGGCCCAUGCGCUAAAGUACAUGCGCUCGGCUUUGUCUAAGCGGACAGUCGUAGGCGGUGGGAGUAUGGAUAUCACUUCAUCGCUUCGCUAUCCCACACCAAGUUCGCGUCCCCCAAAUCGACGGACACAUAGUCGGUCGGCCUCCAUAUCGUCCGGAAUCAUGUCACUGUUUUCACCAUCUGCAUCAUCACCUAGCAUAAAGUCCCCUUUUGCGCCAACACAUAAAGGGCGGACUCUUUCUGUGACAGGUAUUCCUGGCUCUGCCCCGCCUGAGACGACUGCGUUUCCCCAAGCUGUUGGUCUGGGUAUCGGUGUUGGGGAUACUUCGGAAGAGGAAAUUGAUCCCGAAGCCCCUGUGCCUAUGUUCGAGGAACAGCCGACUAUGCUAGCCGUGGAUUUGGCUCUGUUACCCGGAGAGUCCAGAAGUUACACGUACAAAAUUGCUUUACCAGAUAACCUUCCUCCGACGUUUAAGGGUCGGACGUUGAGGUUCUCAUAUGAGCUAGUGAUUGGAACAUGUCGUGCAGGGGGGUCUGCGAAAUCUUCUGGCCCGGGUAGCAUUAGCAGGGUAAUGAAGGUUCCAAUACGAAUAUACAACCACGUUGCAGUUGGUCGGCUUCCUCGGCAUUAUGAUUUGUUGUGGCCUGUUGCCAGACGGAUAAAGUCGCCUGCUGAAGCAAAUGCGAAGGUUGUGGAGGAGACGGGGAGGCACAAGCAGAAACUCCCCCUUUCCCAUACAGGUGAGAUGGGAACAUUUGAAGAUCUCCAGCGGUAUUCCCGGUCGCUGCUUCAAUCUUUUCAUUAUAAAAGCUCCAAUCCUGAUUCCGUACGGCGUAUCACUAGCAGCCCGGAGGACGACGUAAGAAGGGGCCUUUCUACAGAGAAUGACACUGGUUUGUCUGGCUGUAGAGAGGCUGUGGAGAUCUUGACUCGAAAUCCAAAGAAAGUUUGUUAUGACGUGGGCAAGGACGGUGUAAAGGUCGCCGUUUUGACGUUCCCCAAAUCGUCGUACCGACUGGGCGAGACCGUAUUUGGUGUGGUAGAACUUAAUGACAGGACGGGUAGAUCCCGUGUCUUGAAGUUAAGCGCUAUCCUUGAGGCACGAGAGUCUCUUCCUUCCUCCAUAUCACCGCCGUCGACUUCGCGACAUCUUCGCCGAGUUCAAGCCGAGCAAUAUUCGGCGUUUGUUGCUUCGACUCUCAGGACGACAUUCGCACUGGACAUCCCGUCUGAUGCUAGCCCUGCGUUCCAAGUAUGCCUAGGUCCAGAUUCCUCACAGCAGAAGCUGGGUGGGCUUGAGUGGAAAGUCCGGCUGUGUCUCCUUGUUGCUAUUGCCUCUGAGACGUCACGACCGGGCACUGAGGGCGUGCGGACGAAGGCUCUAGUUCGUGAUGGACCCCGGGGGGUAUGGGGAUCGUCCUGGCGAGCCCCUGCGAGCUUGGCACCCAUGGAGAAACCUGACCUUCUGAAGCUUGCUGCUCAGUCGCAGCAUCGAUCCGGUGGGAAUAAAUCCGCGGCUGCCAGCAACAGAGUCUCGCGAUCGUGGGCUGCUUCUAUCGUCGCGUCGCUUCUGGGCUCAGGUGAGCGGGAAUAUCAUGACGGGGAUGAGGGUGGGGAGGACGAGGAAGAUAAUGGGGAAUAUGACGGCGUUAGGGCCGAUAAAGAGGGUGGUGUUGGUGUUGGUGUUGUGUAUGAUGGCGGGGAGGAAGGGUGGCAGGACGUGGCCAUCGAGAUGGUUGAGUGCGAAGUGCCGAUUAGCGUGUGGCCGGGAAAUACAGCGUUCAAGGCCGUGGACGUAGUAUUCGACGUUUAG